Messenger RNA from Mercenaria mercenaria, 2560 nucleotides. RefSeq names its product ladderlectin-like. Gene Ontology annotation, molecular function: signaling receptor activity. The transcript has 4 exons. The record is from RefSeq and is a predicted model, not a curated record. NCBI's taxonomy places the organism in Eukaryota, Metazoa, Mollusca, Bivalvia, Venerida, Veneridae. Bases 92 to 805 code for a protein of 237 amino acids.
AAUGAGCUGACUUGCAUUUCAUAAGGCAUACAGACACGAUAGGGACAAGAUAGAUUGAAUAUUAGUUUACUGUUAAAUCCUUAGAUACGAAAUGCGGAUGCCGUUAGCUUUCUUUGCUCUUUCAUUCACCUUUGCUUGCAAAGAAUUUCAAGAGGUACUGUCACUUUCUCCUGUCACUCCGUUUAAGGAGAUACCAUCUCUAGGAGGAAAAUCGUGUCCAGGGAACUACGUCGUUUUCAAGCGCGGGAACAGUUUGAGUGGCAUAAACUGCGCCCUGAUUUGUUACUCCUACCCAACAUGUCUUGGAGUGUUUUAUCAGUCGGAAACACCAACAUGUGUCGGAUGUUCGACUGACAACGAGACUGAACUCCUGUCUACGUCAACAUCACCAUCACUGUACUUUAGAGCUGCUACAAGAACAUGUUCGAAGUUUGCUUGCUACCUGUUUGUUCAGACUAAUCAGACCUGGGAUGCUGCAAAGGAUCACUGUGCGUCGCUGGGAGGAUUUUUAGCUGACAUAAGAUCGCAAGAAGAACAGGAGUUCCUAAGCAACACUGUGUUGAGUAGCAGCAACGGUGAAUAUGUUCCUGAUACAUCCAUUUGGAUUGGUGGUACAAACGGUAUAGAAGAAGGCGUGUUUGCUUGGCUAGAUGGUACAUUGGUAAGCUAUGAGAACUGGGAACCCGGGGAACCAAGCAGCUAUGACUCGAGGCAAAAUUGCAUUACUAUAAAGAGUGGCAGUAACAACAAAUGGAAUGAUGUAAAAUGCCGUAAACAGAAGCCAAGCAUUUGUGAAUUCAAAUAAACGACCAAUAUAUUAUACUGAAGUAUAUGAAAGUUUGCAAAGAUUUUCCAAUUACUGUGAAAACAAAUUAAACUUUAAAACUCAUGAAUCUAUAUUCACACGAAUUAGUAAUUUCUAUGAAUACAACGAAAAUUCAUGUUCAAGAAAUUAAAUUGUUUCACAGUCUGUUAUAUAACAUAUAACUUCUGAAAGUAAGAAUAAUGUUUUUGUUUGUCAUAUUGUCAGAAAUGAAUGUCGGAAUCAUACCAUCUGUUCCAGCUAUACAAUAAAUGAUGAUUCUAGUGGAAACAAAACAACCGUCAUCCUAAUGGCACACGAAAACACGGCUAACAAGUAGGUUAGGAGAGCUCCUUAAAAUUUUCUAUCCUGAAAUUGAAUGAAAAUGACAUAAAGCUACUUAAUCUAAUGUUAAUUUAUGUCAGGCACAGAAAUAUGCAAAAAGGGAUAAAAGUUAUUCCCAACUUAUGCGGUAUACAUUAGGCAAAGGCGAUAGUGACACGGAAAUUGUUACAAACAAUGUUACUUGCAACAUUGUAGUACUAUUGAAAUCUUCGGCAGUCAUUUUUUAUUUAGUAUUGGUCUGUACUAUGAAAAAUAUAAAUUGCACAUUUGUUCAUCAUGUAAAACUUUUAUUUAUAGUGUACUAAAUUGCAGAAUAACACCUGGCCAGUGAUGUAAAAUAAUUUUACAAGGAUUACUGGGUAUUUGCCCGUGUUGUAACAAUUUCGGAAUGACUAUUGGCCCGUAAUGUAAACAAUUCUAAAAUUAAGUAUUGGCCCAUAAUGUACAAAAAUAAAAUUGAUUACUGGUCCAAUAUGAAAAAAAAAUCUCAGACUUCAUUAAUACUUAAUAAUCUCAAAUUAGUUUUUGCUCCGUACUUUAAAAUACAAGAUUGACAGUAGUUCCCUAAUGGAAGAAAAUCUUUUAGCAGACCUAAUGCAAAAACAAUGUCAGGCUGUGAAGGAAAUAUACUGUUAAUUUAAAUAUUAGAUUGACAGUUGUUCCGUAAUGGAAAAUUAAAGACUGACUUCUGGCAGACCAUUUUGAGUACCUUUUGCAAAAAAGGUCAGGCUGUAAAGAAAAUAUACUGUUAAUUUAUUAUUUUGUUUCAACUACAGUUUAAAAGAUAUUCAAAGUUUAAUUAAUGGAGAUGACGGAAACGAGAAACACAUGCUUUUAUUUUGAUAAAUUUAUUUUUUCGCGGUAAGUGCUUUUAUCGCACUGUUGUUGUUGUUGUUGUUGUUGUUGUUGUUUCCUUUCAAUUGUAUCUGAAUUGUUUUGCAUGAUUCAAAACACUCAUUAUUUCUAAUUGUCCCUUACAUAAAGUUAUAUUCCAAUCACUGUGUCGUAUUUGCAACAUUCAUUCAAAUGUAAAAUAUCUGAUAUUGAAUACUAAUGUUGAUGUAUUGGAUACAAACAAAUAAUAUCAUAUAGAUUGGAUGGUUCAACUACAGUACUAAAUGAUGAAAGCCGUUGUUCUCAAGAAAUUCAAUAUGAAUUCUUUACCAGUUGUUUUGGUUACCUAAAUAUACGAAUGCAUAGGUCUCACCUAUCUGAACUGCUUUCUUUUUUUAUUAUUAAGAAAAGCACAUGGAAAACAUUUUGACUCAAACCAAAUUGAAAAUCAGAUUUCGUCUAUGUUUUUCUUUUUCAACUGAUUGCACGGGUAAAUAUUCAUUCAAUGGAAGACGAACAUCAUUAGAAAAUAGCCUAAAAUAGCAUAACUGCAAAGGAAACCAACCAUUAACAAUAAUA